Messenger RNA from Rubroshorea leprosula, 710 nucleotides. The record is from the annotation of a GenBank genome assembly. Lineage: Eukaryota; Viridiplantae; Streptophyta; Magnoliopsida; Malvales; Dipterocarpaceae.
AGCACACCCUUCCUUUUCCAAUAUUUUCUGGUUAAAGGAAGCCACAACAACCCCGUUGACAAAGAGACCAAUGGCUGAGAUCCGCUCAUCAGAUGGUGGCAGCCACGAUCUCAAAACGUCAACUCUCCAUAUCCCCCAUUCAGAAUCUCCCACGUGUUCCUCAACAAAAACAAAUCAACGUCUCUAUAAGAAGGCAUCCCCCUGGUGUGUCCUCUCUCUGUUUCAGCCAGAUUAGAGGAAGAAGACUGAAGAAGGGGAUGGGGAUGGGGUCCAGGCUUAAGAUGUUCUUCUGUCUCCUUUUCACCUUUGCUUUAGUCUCCUCAGCUCGUCUCUCCAUUUCAACCCCGGCAGUCUCAGGAGAGGAGGCGGUGUGGAGUGUGAAAGGAAGGUCUCUGAUGUCGGUGAGGCUUGAUGACUAUGGAGAAGCGUCGGCCAACAAAGGGCAUGAUCCUCCCUCAGCAAGAAAGAAAGGUCAAGGUAAUGGACGCAAAGGCUUAUAAUCAGUAGUGAAGACUAAAAUUGUAAUGCCCGAUCAUAAAUUAUCUUAAUUAUAUGUAUACCAAUAUAUGAAUAAGAUCCAUAUAUAUAUAGUUGAAUUUUCUCUACAAAGUUUAUUAUUAAUUAGGCUACAUAAUUAAUGUGAACAUGCUCUGUUCAUUUUGCCGUGUUUAUAGCUGCAUCAAUGUUAAUUAUAAAUCGUGUAUCAAUUU